AUGGCUUCCAAAGAUGGUUUUACUUGGACGCCAUCUGGCGGCAAACGUGCCGGUCUACCAUGCAUUGGUGUGAUCUCUCCUUCGACACAUUUUGUUCAACCCGAGGAUGAUCCGUUCGAUACCAUCGUCAUCGGAACUGGCUAUGCAGGUCUGGUUGCCAGCCGAGAUCUGACAACUCAAGGCAAGAAAACCCUUGUCAUUGAGGCCCGCGAUAGACUAGGCGGAAGGACAUGGAGCAGCUCCAUUGAUGGCUUUAACUAUGAGAUGGGAGGCACCUGGAUCCAUUGGCAUAUGCCUCACAUCUAUCGAGAGGUAUCUUUCUACGGUCUUCACAACGAUUGGCUUGUUACCCAGAUCCCCGGUGGCAAAGAAGACUACUGCACGUUGACUACGGACAACGAUCAGCGUAACAUGUCGCAUGAUGAUGAGGCUGAUAUUGUUGGCCGGGCAUUUGAAGUAUUCGCCAACGUAGACGGCGACUCGCUCCGGCAUACGUGGAAAUAUGCUUUUGGGACUGGUCAAUCUCCAGAGCUCAUGGCAAAGUGGGACCGGCUGUCUUGUCAAGAACGGCUUGACCAGCUGCAGGCCCAGGAUCAGCUUACCCCGGAUGAAACCAGCGUGUUGACAGCCUUUCUUGUGCAGGCCGGCGGUAAUGAUUUAGACCGUUUGGGCCUUCUGGACGCCCUUCGAUGGUGGGUACUUGGAUCUCACUCACGAACGGGGCUCAACGAUAUUGCUCUGCACACUCGCCUCGGCAGUGGGCACAGCGAGCUACAUCGUCGUAUCUUCCACCAUGCGCUAUCCACUGGCAAUUUGUCAUACACUUUCGAUACUCCUGUAACUCGGAUUGAGCAGAAAGACGGGCUCGUCACCGUUACCGCCCGAGAUGGCCAUACCUGGAAGGCUAAGGCUGUUGUCUUGACGAUUCCUCUUAAUGUUCUAUCUUCUAUUGAGUUUUCUCCGCCCCUGUCCAAGAACAAGCAGGACGCCGCACGCCAAGGCUCAAUGAAUUUCACCAACAAGGUUCAUAUUGACAUGCAAGGUCCCGACUGGGUGUCAUGGAGUUCCCUGGCAAGUCCCGGGAAGGGUACAGUCGCAGCCUUUGGAGAUCGACUGACGCCAGACAAUAACACGCACUUGGUUGCUUUUGGGCCCGAUCCUAGUAGCUCAACGGGCACUACUUUGGAGGAUAUGGAGGUGGUUAGGGAUUCUUUCGUGCACUUGCUCCCCGAAAACAAGCGGAGCGGAGUGCAGAUCAACAAAAUAGUCUCACAUGACUGGAACAGAGACGAAUUCUCAAAAGGAGCAUGGUGCUUUCUUCCACCCAAGUUCACCACCAAAUAUCUCACGGCUCUCCAACAGCCGCACGGCAAUGUUCUCUUCGCCAGCGGAGAUUGGUCGGAUGGAUGGCGUGGAUGGAUUGACGGCGCUGUCCAGAUUGGAAUGCAAGCCGCUCAGCGAGUUAUGGAGCUUCAACGUAAGCCGAGUGGUGACAAGAAAGUUGUGAAUGGUUCCAACAUCUACUUGUAG
Penicillium concentricum is the source of this 1530-nucleotide messenger RNA. RefSeq names its product flavin monoamine oxidase family protein. The transcript has 4 exons. Lineage: Eukaryota; Fungi; Ascomycota; Eurotiomycetes; Eurotiales; Aspergillaceae. The coding region runs from base 1 to 1530 and encodes 509 amino acids. Gene Ontology annotation, molecular function: oxidoreductase activity. The record is from RefSeq and is a predicted model, not a curated record.